AUGGCCUCCUCCUUCUUCUCCCUCGAAGGCCAAACAGCCCUCGUAACAGGCGGCACCCGCGGCAUCGGCGCCGCCGUAGCCGUGGGCCUCGCCGAGGCCGGCGCGGACGUUCUCCUCGUCCAGCGCGACGAGUCCUCCCAGUCCACAAAGCAAGCCAUCGAGAAGCUCGGCCGCAAGGCGACAAUCUACACGGCCGACCUGAGCUCGCAGGAGAGCGUCGCCGCGCUGGUGCCCAAGGUGCUCAAGGACGGCCACGAGAUUCGUAUCCUCGUCAACUGCGCGGGUAUCCAAAAGAGGCAUCCAUGUGAAAAGUUCCCCGAUGAGGACUUUAAUGCCGUCAUGCAAGUCAACCUCAACUCCGUCUUCACAAUCACCCGCGACGUCGGAGCCCACAUGCUCACCCUCGCCCCGCACCCGACCACAGGCCGCAAAGGCUCCGUCAUCAACUACGCCUCCCUCCUCACCUUCCAGGGCGGCUUCACCGUGCCCGCCUACGCCGCCUCAAAGGGCGCCGUCGGUCAGCUGACAAAAUCAUUCGCCAACGAGUGGACCGCGAAAGGUAUCACUGUGAACGCCAUCGCCCCGGGGUACAUUGAGACGGAGAUGAACACGGCGCUGUUGAACGAUAAGGAGCGCCUGGCGAGCAUCAGUGCGAGAAUCCCCGCGGGCAGGUGGGGCACGCCUGAGGACUUCAAGGGCACGUCGGUAUACCUUGCGAGUCGGGCGAGUGGGUAUGUGAGUGGGCAUGUUUUGGUUGUUGAUGGUGGCUGGAUGGGUCGGUAG
This is a messenger RNA of Colletotrichum fioriniae, 783 nucleotides long. RefSeq lists its product as uncharacterized. NCBI's taxonomy places the organism in Eukaryota, Fungi, Ascomycota, Sordariomycetes, Glomerellales, Glomerellaceae. Gene Ontology annotation, molecular function: oxidoreductase activity, acting on the CH-OH group of donors, NAD or NADP as acceptor. The record is from RefSeq and is a predicted model, not a curated record.